CGAGCACUGCACGGUGCACACGUCGGGACUGCACACAAUUCCUAAGAAAUAUACCUGCUAUUUAUGGCAUGUGGCUGGUAAUAUUACUCCUGCUGUAUUCUUUUAAAGAAGUGAACAGUGAAGAUGUGGUCUCGACACGGCUGUACUUUGUGAACGCCUCCCUGCAGAGAGUGACCUUCUCCAGCUCGGUGGGGGUGUCCCUGCCCUGCCCUGCAGGUGGCGCCCCCCACGCAGUCCUCCGCUGGUACCUGGCUACCGGCGACGACAUCUACGAUGUGCCCCACAUUCGCCAUGUGCAUGCCAACGGCACGCUGCAGCUCUACCCUUUCUCUCCAUCUGCCUUUAACAGCUUCAUUCAUGACAAUGAUUACUUCUGCACUGCAGAAAACCAGGCCGGCAAAAUCCGCAGCCCCAGUAUACGCGUCAAAGCAGUGUUCAGGGAGCCAUACACAGUUCGCGUGGCUGACCAGCGGUCCAUGCGAGGCAAUGUGGCCGUCUUUAAGUGCCUCAUUCCCUCAGCCGUGCAGGAGUAUGUCAGCGUGGUCUCCUGGGAGAAGGACACUGUCUCGAUCGUCCCAGGGAACAGGUUUUUCCUAACAUCGUAUGGGGCUCUCUACAUAUCGGAUGUCCAAAAAGAGGAUGCCCUUUCUACCUACCGCUGCAUCACCAAACAUAAAUACAGUGGGGAGACCAGACAAAGCAAUGGUGCUCGUCUAUCAGUGUUAGAUCCCACAGAGUCCACACCCACAGUGAUGGACAGCUUCCAGUCAGGUGAGGUGCAGGUGGGGCGCAGCGUGGAGUUGCCCUGCAUCGCCUCGGGCUUUCCCAACCCCACCAUCCGCUGGCUGAAGGACAGCAGGCCGCUUCCAGCCGACUCUCGAUGGACACGCCGUCUCACCGGUCUCACUAUCAGUGACCUGCGCAUGGAGGACUCGGGGAACUACAUCUGUGAGGUUACAAACAGCUUCGGCUCCAAGGAGGUCACCGGCUACCUUAACAUCAUAGAGCCUCUGAAGGUCACACUCUCCCCUAAGAACCUUAAGACGGGGAUCAGCAGCACGGUGAUCCUGUCCUGUGCUGUACAGGGUUCCCCUCACUUCACCAUAUCCUGGUUCCGAAACACAGAGCCUGUACUUCCAGACCAGCACUUUUCCAUUCAGGGUGUCCACAACGAGACUCUGUUUAUUACUGCGGCCCAGAAAAGACACUCAGGGGCCUACCAAUGCUUUGCUACUCGGAAGGGUCAGACUGCACAGGACUUCUCCAUUAUUCUGCUAGAAGAUGGCACACCGAGAAUAGUUUCAUCCUUCAGUGAACGCGUGGUGGCACCGGGCGAGCCCUUCUCCCUAAUGUGCGCAGCCAAAGGUGCCCCUCCACCCACCAUCACCUGGACCCUGGAUGACGAGCCCAUCGUCCGCGACUCUUCGCACCGAGCCAGUCAGUACACGCUCUCGGAUGGCUCCACCGUCUCCCACGUCAACGUCAGCAACCCGCAGAUCCGUGAUGGGGGCGUGUACCGCUGCGCUGCACGCAACUCGGCCGGUAGCGCAGAGUACCAAGCGCGCAUAAACGUAAGAGGUCCCCCGAGUAUCCGGGCCAUGCGCAACAUCACAGCCGUGGCCGGUCGCAACACCUUCAUAAACUGUCGUGUGAUCGGCUACCCCUACUACUCCAUCAAGUGGUACAAAGACGGCAUGCUGCUGCCGGACAACCAUCGUCAGGUGGUUUAUGAGAACGGCACGCUCAAGCUGAGCGACGUGCAGAAGGGGAUGGACGAGGGGGCUUACCUGUGCAGUGUGCUUAUCCAACCACAGCUGUCUAUUAGCCAGACUGUCUAUGUCACUGUGAAAGUUCCUCCUCUCAUCCAGCCUUUCGACUUCCCUCCGACUUCCAUCGGUAAGCUGAUGUACAUAGCGUGCGUGGUGUCGUCCGGAGACAUGCCCAUUCGGAUCACAUGGCGCAAAGAUGGCCAGGAGAUCGUGUCGGGCACCUCCGGGGUUACCAUCGAAACCAAGGAGUUCAUGAGCUCUCUGCAGAUCUCCAAAGUCUCCCUCAAGCACAACGGAAACUACACUUGCAUUGCGAGCAAUGAUGCCGCCACCGUCAGCUCAGAGAGGCAACUAAUAGUAACAGUACCCCCUCGUUUCCGAGUUCAGCCAAACAACCAGGAUGGGAUCUAUGGAAAGUCUGGGGUUCUGAACUGCUCUGUAGAUGGCUACCCUCCCCCAAAGGUCAUGUGGAAACAUGCUAAAGGUAUUGGAAAUCCACAGCAGUACCACCCGGUUCCUCUGACUGGCCGCAUUCAGAUCAUGCCCAAUGGGUCUCUUCUGAUCCGGCAUGUUUUGGAAGAGGACCGUGGCUAUUAUCUGUGCCAAGCCAGCAAUGGAGUGGGUUCUGACAUCAGCAAGAGCAUGUUGCUCACAGUCAAGAUUCCUGCCAUGAUCACAUCCCACCCUAACACGACCAUGGCUAUAAAGGGUCAGAAUAAGGAGCUGAAUUGCACCGCACGUGGUGAGUACCCCAUCAUUAUCCGAUGGGAACGCGGUGACACGGUCAUCGACCCUGACCGUAACCCUCGCUACUCCAUCACCACCAGCCCCAAUGAAAAGAGCGAUGAAGUGAUUUCUACACUUAAGCUAAAGCCUGCUGAGCGAGGGGACUCCGUGUUUUUCUCCUGUCAUGCUAUCAACUCCUAUGGAGAGGGCCGAGGCCUUAUUCAGCUGACUGUGCAAGAGCCCCCUGACCCCCCAGAAUUAGAGGUCCGUGAGGUAAAAGAUCGCAGCAUGAACUUGAGAUGGACCCAGAGGUUUGAUGGCAACAGCAUCAUUACCAGUUACGACAUCGAAUAUAAAAACAAAUCUGAUCCAUGGGAACUGAAACAUGCCACACGGAAAAUCUCCCCUACCAAUAACCAGGCCAACAUCGUGGAGCUGCACCCUGCUUCGGUGUACAGCAUUCGUAUGUACUCGUACAACAAAAUUGGUCGUAGUCAGGCCAGCAAAGAGCUGACCAUCAGCACAGAAGAAGCAUCUCCUGACGGGCCGCCCAUGGAGGUUAUUCUGCAGCCUAUGACAUCACAGAGCAUACGCGUUACAUGGAAGGCCCCGAGGAAGGAGCUGCAGAACGGAGUGAUCCGCGGCUAUCAGAUCGGCUACAGAGAAAACGGGCCGGGCAGCAACGGCCAGUACAGCAUAGUGGAGAUGAAGGCGACGGGGGACAGCGAGGUGUACACCCUGGAUAACCUGAAGAAGUUCGCCCAGUAUGGAGUGGUUGUGCAGGCCUUCAACCGAGCUGGAACAGGUCCAUCCAGCUCAGAGAUCAAUGCUACAACCCUUGAAGAUGUUCCCAGUCAACCUCCUCAGAAUGUACGGGCCAUUUCAGUGACAUCGGACGAGGCUGUAAUAACAUGGUCAGAACCUCCGCGUAUGACCCUCAACGGCGUCCUGAAGGGUUAUCGUGUGGUAUUCUGGUCCCUCUUUCCUGAUGGAGAAUGGGGUGAGAUGCAGAACAUUACGACUACACGUGAGCAGGUGGAGCUAAGAGGCUUAGAAAAGUUCACAAACUACAGUGUCCAGGUGUUGGCCUACACUCAGGCGGGGGACGGUGUCCGCAGCAACGUUCUCUACAUCCAAACACGAGAGGAUCACCCUGGUCCUCCAGCAGGCAUCAAAGCUGUCCCCUCAUCAGCCAACAGUGUCGUGGUAUCCUGGCUCCCGCCAACCAAGCCAAAUGGGAUCAUCCGCAAAUACACCAUUUACUGCUCCAGCCCUGGAUCAGGACAACCGGCUCCCAGUGAAUACGAGGCAAAUCCAGAGGUGCUAUUCUAUCGCAUUACCCACCUGAACCAGGGGCAGCAAUACCUGAUCUGGGCCGCAGCUGUUACCACCGCUGGUCGGGGCAACAUCAGCGAAAAGGUCACUGUAGAGCCAGCUGGAAAAGCUCCUGCUAAGAUACUUUCAUUUGGAGGUACGGUUACAACCCCAUGGAUGAAGGAAGUGCGGCUUCCGUGCAGUUCAGUCGGGGAGCCAAAUCCUACCAUAAAAUGGACCAAAGACAGCGAGAACACUGCUAUUCCAGUCUCUCAGGAUGGUCAACGGAACAUUCUGGCAAACGGAACUCUGAUACUACGUUCAGUAAAAGCCGAGGAUUCUGGGUACUACACAUGUACGGCCACCAACACACUAGGGUUUGAUACCAUCAUUGUGAACCUCCUGGUGCAAGUUCCACCAGAUCAACCUCGUCUGACAGUCUCCACCACGUCAACCUCCUCUAUUACACUGGCCUGGAUUCCUGGAGACAACGGAGGAAGCUCCAUACGAGGCUUCGUACUGCAGUACUCUGUGGAUAAUACUGAGGAAUGGAGGGAUGUGUUCAUUAGCUCCUCCGAGCGCUCGUUUAAGCUGGAAAACCUUCGCUGUGGGACCUGGUACAAGGUCAAGCUCGCAGCAAAGAACAGUGUUGGAGCUGGCAGGAUAAGUGAAAUAAUUGAGGCGAAGACUCAUGGCAGGGAGCCACAGUUUAACAAGGAUCAGCCCUUGUUCACCCACAUCAACUCCACCCAUGCUCGGCUCAACCUGCUGGGCUGGACCAGCGGCGGAUGCCCCAUCAACGCAGUGAUGCUUGACUUUCGCCCCAAAGGCACAUGGGCAUGGCAGAGCAUACGCACCAAUGUCACAACCGACGUCUUCUUAGCCGAGCUGCGUGAGGCCACUUGGUAUGAGUUGAAGAUGAAGGCCUGUAACAGCGCUGGCUGUGGCAACCAAACCUCUCAGUUUUCCACGCUAGACUACGAUGGCAGUACUAUUCCACCAAUCAAAUCUGCACGUGGAGAGGGUGAAGACGUAAAGAAGCUGUUCUCUAUCGGCUGUCCUGUUAUUCUAGUCACGCUGGGCAUGGCCCUCCUCUUUAUUAUUCGAAAGAAACGCAAGGAAAAGAGGCUGAAGAGACUUCGAGAUGCAAAGAGUUUGGCUGAGAUGCUAAUCAGUAAGAACAAUCGCAGUUUCGACACCCCAGUCAAAGGCCCACCUCAGGGGCCUCGGUUGCACAUCGAUAUCCCACGCGUACAACUUCUCAUCGAGGAUAAGGAGGGAAUCAAACAGAUCGGUGAAGACAAAGCCACCCUACCUGUCACGGACACAGAGUUCAGCCAAUCAGUGAACCCUCAGAGUUUCUGCACUGGGGUGUCUGUGCAUCACCCCGCCCUCAUUCAGAACACCGGACCCUUGAUUGACAUGUCUGAUAUCAGACCCGGAACCAAUCCAGUGUCUAGGAAGAGCGUUAAAUCGGCUCACAGCACAAGAAACCGCUACUCAAGCCAGUGGACCCUGACGAAGUGUCAGGCUUCCACACCUGCUCGUACCCUAACCUCUGACUGGCGUACUGUUGGCUCUCAACAUGGCAUCACAGUCACGGAGAGUGACAGCUACAGCGCCAGCCUGUCCCAGGACACAGACAAGGGACGUAACAGUAUGGUGUCAACAGAGAGCGCGUCUUCCACGUACGAGGAGUUGGCCCGUGCCUACGAACACGCCAAGCUGGAAGAGCACCUCCAGCACGCCAAGUUCGAGAUCACGGAGUGCUUCAUUUCGGACAGUUCUUCUGACCAGAUGACCACGGGCACCAACGACAACGCUGACAGUAUGACGUCAAUGAGCACACCUUCUGAGCCGGGCAUCUGCCGCUUUACGGCGUCUCCUCCUAAACCGCAGGACUACGACCGUGGCAAGAACGUAGCGGUGCCUAUACCACACCGUGCCAACAAAAGUGAGUAUUGCAACCUUCCCCUGUACAUGAAGACGGACCCGUUCUUCCGUAAACAGGCUGAGCUGCACGACCCGUGCCCUGUGGUGCCUCCUCGGGAAGCCUCCAUCCGAGGUUUGGCGGCUCGGGCCUACCACACGCAGGGCCGUCACAUGACAUUAGACCCGUCCAAACAGCAGGCCCUGACACUCAGUCACGGUGGCUUGAGUAGCCUAACCAGCUCAGGAGCAUCAGGGGCAUCCGGCCCGGCCUCCAGCACCACCACGGGCGGCUCCAGCAUCAGCUCGGGUACGUCCACGUUGCCACAGAGGACUCUUACCAUGCCCAGCUGUACGUCCACCUCCUUAACCGGGCAAAGUACCGGGGCGGCCGGGGCGGCGGCCGGAGCCGUGGCCAGUACCAGCUCCGUAGGAGGAGGUGGCGUGGCCAGUAGCUCCAAGGUCGGGGGCUCUAGGGACUCUCUCCUGGAGAGCAGCUCAUCUGGUUUGGGCAGACUGCAGAAGCAGAGCGCUGGGGCGUAUUCAAAGUCUUAUACUUUGGUCUAGGCCCUGUUCUGCCAACUCCACACAGACAUUUUAAGCAAAUUAAUUUCAUACAUUCGCAUCUAUCUGGUGCCUAAGUGGCACAAGGUAAACUGUUCAGUGACAGUUCCCACAGGGAUUUGUUUCUCCUGAACUCACCCUAUUAGACUUUUACCCUUUUUCUUGCUUGUUUACCCGCUCCUGUUUCUACCCUGUUUAUACUGUAUAUUGUUUAUUUGCUUCUGACGUUUGGUUUUAUCUACGAUAUCACGAUAAGCUCUUUUUUUUAUUUAUUCAUUAUUUAAUUUUAGCAAGGCAAACAUAACUUGCUUGAAUUUAUUUCUUCCUUUCUUUUUUGAUUAUUAUUUAAAUUUUUUUUUAUUUUAUUUUAUUAUUUUAUUAAUUUUUUUGAUCAGACACCUUGGAAUUUAUGCACGGAUUGCUUCCCAUGACAGCAGAAACAAUUACAAGUUCAGAAUAAAUUGUUUCGAAGUAUUUUUAAUGCCUCUUUUGAAGAAAUAAUUACAAAAACUUUUGAUAGGUUAAAAGUUUCUCGGGAAGUAUUUAUGCAUAAAAAAAACAAUCUCGGUGUCUACGUUUCCCCCAUUCUUGCCUGGACUUUUUGGAUUUUUUCAUGCAACUAAGGACACAAUAUAAAAUGCUAUUGACUGUUUUUAUAACAAAUA
Molecule: messenger RNA, 6967 nt
Organism: Trichomycterus rosablanca
Lineage: Eukaryota; Metazoa; Chordata; Actinopteri; Siluriformes; Trichomycteridae
Gene: dscaml1
Product: Down syndrome cell adhesion molecule like 1
Exons: 33
Coding region: 69-6305 (2078 amino acids)
Biological process (GO): homophilic cell-cell adhesion; axon guidance; dendrite self-avoidance
Cellular component (GO): plasma membrane; axon
Molecular function (GO): cell-cell adhesion mediator activity
Source: RefSeq, a predicted model, not a curated record